AUGUCGUUUGCCAUUACUCUACUUGUUAAACUGGAGUCAGAUAUCCUUUUCGUGUUUUUGAAGGCCCAGACCGCACAUGGUCCCUACAUGGCGACGCAGUUCGGAGCAGGUUACAAUCAGCCAGGUUAUAACCAACCAUACAAUCAACAAGGAUAUAACCAGCCCUAUAACCAGCCUUAUAAUCAACCUUAUAAUCAGCCAUACAACCAGCAAUACAACAACCCAGCACCAGGGGGAUACAACCCAGCACCAGGGGGAUACAACACAGCACCAGGGGGAUACAACACAGCGCCAGUAUAUACAACUACCACUAUGCCCCCAACAUCAACCACACCAGGUACAACGGUAGAAACGGAAUUUGAAGCAGAGGAAACCACUGUGCCAGCAACCACAACAACAGCUGUUACUACUACUACUACACGUAAACCACCACCUAAACCUAAAAAACGACCACCGAUACGAAAUCGUGGCCAAUUUUCGCAGAAACAGGAGCAUCAACCGGAACCUAGACGAAACAAAUGGAUGAGGCCUCCAGGGGUACAGCAGAGUAUGAGACCACCAAGGGGGCAAAAUCGAAACUUCCGAAAUCAGAAUCAACUGCCGCGAAAGUACAUUCCCCCAAGUUUUCAGAGACCGGUUAAUGGGCGACAGAAUUCAUUUAAACCCCCUAAAAAUCAACCUUUUAAAGGCCAACAGUUCAUGAAUAAUGGACCACCUUUGAAAAACCAGCCUGUGACUUUUAACCAGCCUCCUUAUGGUGGUCCUGCAUACAAUUUCCAACCGCAGACUAGAGCCAAUACAAAUCAAUACCAACCACCGCCCCCCAUGCAAGCGCCCAUGCAACAACAGCAGCAGCAACCAAUAAGGCCACCAGUGCUACAGCAACAACCGCCUAUCCAGCAAAGAGCACCUGUUCAACAGCAACAAACAAUGACAAAAAUUGCAACCAUGAACCAGAAACCCCCUGUAUCACCAAACACUCCUCCAAUAGGAGUGAAAUCACCCAAAACAGUUGGAGAAAAAUGCCCGACAUAUCGCUACACUGUAGAUAAUAACUUUGUAGAGUUCCACACGGUGCCUGGUAACUGCAAGAUACAAGUGAUGUACCCUCCAGGCGGUAAUGGACCACCAAAAGUACAGUUUCUGGCGAAGGUUCCUUUGAAGUAAUUAUGGAGGAUGAAGAAAUCAGAUGUUUUCGAGGGCAACUUGUGACUGGUCAAUAGGUUUCACUUCGCUAUAUACUGGAUUAUAUAUACAUAUAUUUCCAAGGAAACCUAUCAUCUGUUUCAUGGUUCUGGUAGAGUCGAUAUCAUUGACUGGCAAAAGAUACGACAAAGUCGGUUUCCGAAAAUGACCUUUUUCGACUUAUUGUGCAAAUGGUGCGAAUGACAUUGUGUGUCGGAAUGAGUGUGGGUCCAAUCAUUUCUCAUCCGGUUCAUAUUUAUUUGAAUUAUUUCCGGUUCAGAAGAGGUAUUCCAUCUGUAGGCUUUCUAUAUACACGAUAAUUUACAGAACAUAUUGUAAGACAUACAUCAUUAUAUCACAUUGAAUGAACAUGAUUUUGGCUUCAGAAUGAUAUGAAAUUUAAUUUUCCGUACCCAAAUAUAAAACAAUAUUCAAUUCCA
Ostrea edulis (European flat oyster) is the source of this 1625-nucleotide messenger RNA. RefSeq lists its product as uncharacterized. Bases 1 to 1167 code for a protein of 388 amino acids. The record is from RefSeq and is a predicted model, not a curated record. The transcript has 6 exons. Lineage: Eukaryota; Metazoa; Mollusca; Bivalvia; Ostreida; Ostreidae.